GCUACGCAUCGCCACGCUGUUUGACUCUCGGGCUGCCCAGCUUGGCUUCGCCAUGAACAAGCGGAAGUUUGAAGAGCCAAAAACCUCGUCGGUGGAAAGUCAUUUGGUGUCAUGCAGCCCAUUUCAGCCUCAGUAUGAGCCGGAAGAAAAGAUCCGCACCGUGGUCGUGGAGAACUUUCCGAUGCUGGGCAAGGCUGCUGCAUGGCGCUUCCUGGAAUGGGUGCAAGAGAAUCCCAAAGGUGUAUGCUCACUGCCCACUGGCAAGACUCCGGAGUAUUUCAUCAAGUGGGUCCAACGGAUUUUGCAAGGAUGGCAGACCCCAGAGAUCAAGGAGGAAGCCAAGAAAUUUGGAUUGGCAGAUGCAAAACCAGAGUUGGAUCAACUGACAUUUGUACAGAUCGAUGAGUUUUAUCCCAUCUCUCCGCAACAGCACAAUAGUUUCCACUACUACGUCAGUGAGUACUACAUCAAGGGCUUCGGACUUGAUCCGUCGAAAGCGCUGCUGAUGGACUGUUCCAAGAUUGGUUUGGAUCUCACUGCUCCGUCUUUCGGUCCCACAGGGGAGCCACAGGACCAUCAUCAGAUGAGCAUGGAGGACGUCUGGCCCGACGGCCACGUGGAUCUCACGUUGCGCACGCGCGACCCGCAGACGCGGUUGGAGCGCUUGCAGCAACGGGUGCUCCGGCAGGUGGAUCAAUGGUGUGCAGACUAUGAAGGAAAGAUCAGGGCCCUGGGUGGCAUCGGUUUCUUCAUGGGUGGCAUCGGACCUGAUGGACAUGUGGCCUUCAAUUGCCAAGGAUGCGACCACUUCUCGACGACCCGCAUGGAUCAGCUGAACUACGCGUCACAAGCUGCGGCGGCAGGGGAUCUGGGGGGCAUUGAAGCCGUGCGAAAGCGGAAAGUGAUCACCAUCGGCUUGGGCACCGUGACCUUCAACCCGGACUGUGUCGCCUUGAUUUGUGCUGCUGGCGAAGCCAAAGCACAGGUGGUGCAACGAGCCGUCGAGGAAGCCCCGCAUGUCAACUUUCCCGCCACCGCCUUGCACAAGUUGCCACGUGCCACGUUCUUCCUGACUGCCGGCGCUGCGAAGCUGCUGAGCCGCCGGCAGCUGGCCAUCCUGGCCACGCGCGAAAAGGUGGAUGACGAGUUGGUGGAGCGCGCGCUGGUUUCCUUGUGCUGCAAGCGACGUAAGAGGCUGCUGGACCUCACAGAGGAAGAUCUCCAGAGCUGUCCCUUUGCCCAGGAGGUACUGCGGAGAUGCGGUCGACCAUUGAGCUUGUGCGCCACGCAGGUGCGCGAGACGUUGAUUCGGAAGAUCGAGCGCGGCUGCCAGGUGAGGGAAAAUGCCAAGUUUCUUCACACCGAGCCUCAUCAUGACGACAUCAUGUUGGGAUAUUUGCCUUCCGUGUUGCGGCACACGCGCGUCUCAUCGAACCAACACCACUUUGUGUGCGCGACGAGUGGAUUCAAUUCGGUGUCCAACAAGCACAUGCUGAUGCUCCUUGAGCGAGUGGAGCGUUUUGUCGCGUCUCCCACCUUUCAGAGACUUUGCAAAGUGGACUACUUCAGUUCCAACGGGCCUUCUGCUAUUGAUUUUCGCCGGCGAGAUGUCUGGAAAUUUCUGGAUGGCAUCGCAGCUGCAGACCACGAACUGAGAGAUGAGGGUGCUGCGAGACGAUUGGUCUACAACUUGUGUGUGAUCUUCGGAGAUUCAGUGGCAGACGGUGAUUCCUCCAAGCUUCUGACUCGCGUGAAAGGACUGAAGGACUAUUUUGCGAAGCAAUAUGCCGGGCAGAAGGAUGAGAAAGACAUUCAAACCUUGAAAGGUUCCUGUCGAGAGUUUGAGGCUGAGUGUGUCUGGGGGUACAUCGGCUGGCAACUCCCCAACAUCUCCCAUCUGAGACUGGGCUUCUACACAGCCGACAUCUUCGCCCCCGAACCCACGCAGCAGCGCGACGUCUUGCCCGUACUGCGCUUGUUGCAGGAGUUACAGCCCGAUGUUGUGACGGUGGCGCUGGACCCGGAAGCCUCCGGGCCGGAUACGCACUACAAAGUCCUGCAGGCCGUGACUGCUGCCCUACAACAGUACUCCGAUGAGACCAAGAAGAAGGAUAUCACCGUGUGGGGCUACCGCAACGUUUGGUUCCGCUUUGAGCCUCACGAAGUCUCUACCAUCAUUCCGGUGUCGCUGCAGACCAUCUCCACUCUAAAUCACAUGUUCCUGAACUCCUUUGAAUCACAGCGCAACGCCGAAUUCCCGGCCUAUGAGAUUGAGGGCCCAUUUUGUGCCAUGAGUCAACGAGUUCAGGUCCAGCAGUACGACAUGAUCGAGACCUGCCUGGGCUAUGAGUGGUUCCACAAGCACGACUCCCCGUUGAUCCGCGCCACUCGCGGCUUGGUCUUCUUGCGGGAGAUGACCGUGCAGCAGCUGCUGGCGGAGAGCCGCGCCCUGCGGCAGCAGACGGAGAACAUCUAGAGAAAAAAAAGUGUUGCAUCCGGCUGAUCGCUGCUGUAGCUGUCUACUUGGAUCCUUGGAUUUUCAGAAA
Cladocopium goreaui is the source of this 2546-nucleotide messenger RNA. Lineage: Eukaryota; Dinophyceae; Suessiales; Symbiodiniaceae. The record is from the annotation of a GenBank genome assembly.